AUGACCCCGUGCUUCUUCAACGGAUGUCCCAACCCCCCCUCGACCCCCCACUCGACCAAGUGCUUAUUUCAUUACCACCGAGGCAUCUGCCUCGUGGAUGACUGCCGCAACCAAGUGUACGCACGCAGUCUGUGUGUCCGCCACGGCGGCAAACGGCAAUGUCAAUUCCAAGGCUGCACCCUCAACAGGCGCGUGGGCGCCUUCUGCACCAAGCACGGGCCCACGGACGCGGUCCGGCGGUGCUCCCACGACGGGUGCUCGAGCCAAGCCCAUUUGCGCGGCAAGUGCUUUCGGCACGGCGGCUGCCGGUUCUGCAAAGUCGACGGAUGUGUCACGUACGCCCGGAACCGUGGGUACUGCGCCCGCCACACCCCCAAGAACGACAAAAUUCACAGCGACCGCCUUGUCCAGUUCGAACAAGUCGAGCCAGCAACACCCCCCGAUGUAAUGUCGUGCAGCGAUUUGUUCUGGAUCCAGCGGGCCCUGUUGCAAAUUGAACCCCCAAUUUUGGACAAUGCGACGACGCUGGGCAGUUCCGACUUGCACUGGCAAGAGACGCAAAGUUGGCACGACGUGAUGACUUUCUUGCUUGCAGAUGUGUGCUAG
Molecule: messenger RNA, 606 nt
Organism: Aphanomyces astaci
Lineage: Eukaryota; Oomycota; Saprolegniomycetes; Saprolegniales; Verrucalvaceae
Exons: 1
Coding region: 1-606 (201 amino acids)
Source: RefSeq, a predicted model, not a curated record